Molecule: messenger RNA, 2948 nt
Organism: Acanthochromis polyacanthus (spiny chromis)
Lineage: Eukaryota; Metazoa; Chordata; Actinopteri; Pomacentridae
Product: solute carrier family 22 member 7-like
Exons: 10
Coding region: 847-2520 (557 amino acids)
Biological process (GO): transmembrane transport
Cellular component (GO): membrane
Molecular function (GO): transmembrane transporter activity
Source: RefSeq, a predicted model, not a curated record
CAAGUGUAAAGUUUGGUGGAGGAGGGAUUAUGGUGCGGGGUUGUUUUUCAGCAGCUGGGCUUGGCUCCUUAGUUCCAGUGAAAGGAACUCUGAAUGCUUCAGCAUACCAAGACAUUUUGGACAAUUCCAUGCUCCCAACUUUGCGGGAACAGUUUGGAGCUGACCCCUUACUCUUCCAACAUGACUGUGCACCAGUGCACAAAGCAAGGUCCAUAAAGACAUGGAUGACAGAGUCUGGUGGGGAUGAAGUUGACUGGCCUGCACAGAGUCCUGACCUCAACCCGAUAGAACACCUAUAGGAUGAAUUAGAGUGGAGACUGAGAGCCAGGCCUUCUGGUCCAACAUCAUUGUGUGACCUCACAAAUGUGCUUCUGGAAGAAUGGUCAAGAAUUUACAUAAACACACUCCUAACCCUUGUGGACAGCCUUCCCAGAAAAGUUGAAGCUGUUAUAGCUGCAAAGGGUGGACCGACGUCAUAUUGAACCCUAUGGAUGAGGAAUGGGAUGUCACUUACAUUCAUAUGCGAGUCAAGGCAGGUGAGCGAAUACUUUUGUCAAUAUAGUGUACACAUUAUGGUAAUUUGGAAACAAAGGUCAACAUUAAAAGACAUAUUAUCUGGUUGCUUUAAAGACUUCCAUUCUGAACCUUCAGUACUUUCUUAUUCAAAGAAACUGGUCUCAGUUGUUCUUGUCGUCCCCCACUGCUAUGCUGAAAGAUAAUGAUUUAUCACCACAGACCUCUGACUAAUUUUCUACCUCACUUCUGUCAUGUUGAAUUAAUAAAACACAGAAAACACAUAUUUGUUGGUAAUUGUAAUGAUUAACAUUGUGUGGGUCUUUUCAGUUUAUGUCAGCUUACUUCACUUCGCUGCUACAGUAUUCAGCCUCUCGUUGCCCCGGGAAGGACGGAAAAAUGAAAUUCGACAGCAUACUUGCAGAAGUAAACGGAUUUGGAAAAUUCCAAAUCAGGCUAGUCUUGAUUCAGAUACUCGCUCGAGUCGCUCUGCCGUGUCACUUCCUGCUGAACAACUUCAUGGCAGCUGUUCCCUCUCACCACUGCAACAUCAGUGCUCUGGAUGAUGGAGGCAUCUUUAGAAAUUUAACUUUACCCCAGAAACUGGCUGUUGGUAUUCCAGCAGAGCAGGAUGGGACUCGGAGCUCAUGUCAGAUGUUUUCAAAGCCUCAGUAUCAAUAUCUGUCAGACUCAAACAGCAGUGAGGCUACAUCUCGUGUCCAGUGUCAGAAUGGAUGGGUGUAUGACAACAGCACCUUUAAAUCUACUAUCGCCACAGAGUGGGAUCUUGUGUGCAGCAGAAAAGGGAUGAACCGGGCAACCGCCACCAUUUUCUUCGCUGGUGUGAUGGCUGGAGCCCCUUUAUUUGGAUUUCUCAGUGACAGGUUUGGCCGACGGCCCCUUCUGCUGGUAUCGUACUUAUCGUGCUUGACGUUUGCAGUGCUGAGUGCAUUCUCCUCAUCGUAUAUAAUGUUUAUCAUCAUGAGAUUUUUUACGGGGCUGUCAAUCUCAGGAAUAAGUAUCAUCGCUAUUGUUUUAAAUGUUGAGUGGUUUAGCAUCGAUCACAGGACUUUCGCUGGUGUAAUCAUAAGCCUGGACUGGACACUCGGGAGCUUUUUUAUGGUUGCAAUAGCAUAUUGUGUCACUGAGUGGAGGAUGCUCAUUCUGGCUGUGAGCUCACCCCUGAUUUUGGCCACUAUUGCUUGGAGGUGGUUACCAGAGUCUGCUCGGUGGCUCGCAGCAAAUGGGAAGGCAGAUGCUGCUCAUCAUUACAUCAUGAAAUGUGCUGAGAUGAACAACACAACCAAGCGUAUGGCCAGCAUCACACCAAUGACGUUGUUGGAAUCUGCAGAAACUGAGACUGGAGAUAAAAAGUACACUUUUGUAGAUCUUUUCAGGACUCCAAAUAUUAGAAAACUUGCCAUUUGCUCAGGCAUAGUGUGGUAUGGAGUUGCAUUUACAUAUUAUGGGAUAAGUCUGAAUAUCAGUGGGUUUGGACUAAGCCCAUACCUCACACAAUUCAUAUUUGCAUCCACUGAAGUGCCAAUGAAAAUUGGUAUAUAUUUCUUCCUGGAGAAAGUUGGUAGAAGGUUUGGCCAGAUGACUGCCCUGCUGGGAACUGGUCUUUGUCUCUUCAUCAACAUGUUUGUUUCAAAAGAUCAGUCGGCAAUUCGUACCACUGUUGCAGUUCUUGGAAAAUCCAUGUCGGAGGCCUCAUUCACAAUCAUUUACCUCUACACUACUGAAUUCUAUCCAACAGUCGUACGUCAGAAUGGUUUGGGCUACACAUCGGUUUUAGCACGGCUGGGUGUGUCCAUUUCCCCACUCAUCAUGCUAUUGGAGGACGUGUGGCAUCUCCUCCCUGCAGUCAUCUACUGUGCAGCAGCAGUCUGCUCUGGUUUAGUGGCUUCACUUCUGCCCGAAACAUUAAACUCCCGCCUGCCAGAAUUCAUAGAGGACAUUGAGAAACCAAGGAAACAAUUAACAAGGAUGGAGGAGACUAAAUAAAAAUGACACUCAUUCACAAUGCAGCUGUGUUGAUGAAGAUGUUAAUGAAGAUGAGGUGAUUUUGACCUGGUAGUUUUUAUCAUGUUUUCAAAAUAAACAUGUGCACUUAAAGUGUGUUAACACAAUUUCUAGCUUUACUGGAAUGAGACAGUUCAUGGUGCUCUGAUGGGACUGGUUAUAUGAAGCAUUUUAUUAUCAUGUGUUGGAGAAUAAGCAGGUGGUGAGAAUAAACGGAUGUGGCUGGUGUCAUUUUUAGUUACUGCUACUAUAUAAAUAGUAUUGAAUUAAAUUGAAUUGCUUGUCCACCUGCUGGUAUCAACACAUUCUUAUGAAUAUAGCAGCCUAAUAACAAUAAACAAUGCUGUGUUUGAAUGACAGUUUCCUGAAUACCUUCUUAUAUUGUGUGAAUAAUCUUAUUAAAUGAAUGA